CAUCUGGCGAUACGCGUGUAUGAACCAGGAGCAGCGCGGCUUCGACCCAACUGUGCGCGCGAAUGGGUGGGCCGACCUGUGCCGUCACGAUGCCCUCGGACAGCCUGGGUGGCCGGUCUACAAGAUCCAGAUGCAGCCCGCCGACCUCGUAGACCAACACGACCUGCAGCCCAUCAUCGACGAUAUCCGACAGGAUAAAUGCGUCCUCCGACCAGGCAUGCUUAUCGUAGGCAAGCGGACGAAGUGUUACAUCGCCUACGAGGUAUCGCGCAACCGCCUGGUCUUUCUGAAGGACUACUGGCGCUCUAACACCCACACGACGAAACCUGAGGGCGAGGUACUGAAGGAGUUGAGAGCUGCUGGUGUACAGAGCGUGCCAACGCCUGUGGCCGAAGGGAUAGACGAAAAGAUUGAGCGUCGGCCCCCCACGGCCCUGCAAUAUCACUAUCGCUUGGUCAUCAAAGAAAUUGGCCGUCCUCUAGACACAUUCAGCAGCGCACUGCAACUCGUCGAAAUCAUCUAUGACGUGCUCGAAGGUCGGUGUCGUGUUUGUCAGUGAAACAGGCUUGGGAGAAGUAAUACCUGCAUCGCAACAUCAGUGUGGGUAACAUUCUCAUCCUCGACUACCGUGACAAGGCCGGUCAAUGGCAGAUUCUGGGUAUCUUGAUUGACUGGGAUCUAUGCAAGUUUGUGGAUUAUCUCAGACAAUGUCGCGUCCUGGGCGUACAGGCACGUGGCAAUUCAUGUCUGCCAGCUCCUCCCCUGACAAGGAGCAUGAGGUGUCAGACGAUCUCGAAUCCAUCAUACACGUUCUUCACUGAUGUGUCUUCGGUUCUU
Fomitopsis serialis is the source of this 837-nucleotide messenger RNA. RefSeq lists its product as uncharacterized. Lineage: Eukaryota; Fungi; Basidiomycota; Agaricomycetes; Polyporales; Fomitopsidaceae. The transcript is spliced from 7 exons. The coding region runs from base 20 to 559 and encodes 179 amino acids. The record is from RefSeq and is a predicted model, not a curated record.